Molecule: messenger RNA, 1014 nt
Organism: Ipomoea nil (Japanese morning glory)
Lineage: Eukaryota; Viridiplantae; Streptophyta; Magnoliopsida; Solanales; Convolvulaceae
Product: protein BPS1, chloroplastic-like
Exons: 1
Coding region: 1-1014 (337 amino acids)
Source: RefSeq, a predicted model, not a curated record
AUGAAGUCGUCAAAGAUGUUGGCAAAUCUCUCGUUGAGGCUAUCGAGCUCCUCUUCCAUGGUGGUUCCAUUUCCAAUCCAAACCUUAUUCAAUCAGCACCUCACUUCCAACCUUAAAACCUUAUUAUCAUCAUCAACAUCACGACCAUCUUCUAAUGAUUGCGUCAUGACCGUGUCCUUUCUAGCUCAUGCACUCGAUGCUUUAGUGGCCACCCAAAAGCUCGCCCACGAAUCUCUACCCAGCUUCGGCGAGCCGUCGGAUCGCGAAGCCAUGGAGCGUUAUCUGGAGGAGAACAGCAUUGAUCUGUUGGAUGCCUGCAAUGGGUUGGGGGACAAACUGGACAACGUUUGCGAGUACGUUAAAUCUUUGAGGUUGGCUCUUCACUGCCUCGAAGGUCGAAGCAGAAUGUUCCCUCCUACUUCAAUGGCGGUUGCGCGUGCCAAGAAACUGUUGCAGUCGUGCCAGGCCAUGGGAAUAGAAAGCACAAAGUCGUCUACUUCCUCUCUUAUUCCAAGUUUGAAGAAAAUUGUUGAACAUCAGCGUAUGAACUCGAGAGAAACCAAAAACAAAUACGACCUAAGAUCCGAGUUAGAAGAGAUUUUGGAUGGAUCGUCAGUGGUUACUUCAACGAUAUUUGAAAUUCUCGACAGUACACUGUUAAAACAUGGGAAUGGGCACAACACGACAGUAGUAAAGAUGAGUGGAUCGGCAACCUCGUACCAGUCGUGGCUAUCUUUGUUGCAAGAGUUAAGAAACAAUUACCUCAAGAAAGAGACUAAAAAGAGUUUGCAGGUCCGGGAACUACAAAACACAGUGUGGUUAGCUCAAGAAUUACGCCAAGAAUUGAGAUCUCAAGACUGUAGUAAGCUUAGGGUGAGAGUAGAAGAAUUGAAGAGGAGUUGCGAUGAAUUGGAAAAUGGGGUUAAAUUCUUAGAGGGAAAAGUGAAGGAGGUGUAUAGAUAUUUGAUGUGUGUUAGAAUGGGGUUGCUGGGGAAGCUCUCUUCCAUGGCCUAA